Messenger RNA from Pelobates fuscus (common spadefoot toad), 2223 nucleotides. Its product is annotated as keratin, type I cytoskeletal 19-like. The record is from RefSeq and is a predicted model, not a curated record. Gene Ontology annotation, molecular function: structural molecule activity. Gene Ontology annotation, biological process: epithelial cell differentiation; intermediate filament organization. Lineage: Eukaryota; Metazoa; Chordata; Amphibia; Anura; Pelobatidae. Gene Ontology annotation, cellular component: cytoskeleton. The transcript has 10 exons. Bases 49 to 2223 code for a protein of 724 amino acids.
CAGAUACAGUGUUCUGUGCAACCGUCGGCAUUUACCUUUUACUUCAACAUGAAACAUAUCAUGAAGCAUUUCUCCUCUGCAUCUGCUUGCCCAAAGAGUGAUCACUCUUCAAAACAUUCAAGUAGCUUAUCCUCAUCCCAUCUUGGAGGAUCCAGCUUCUCUCAACAUGGAGGAUUCCAAAUGUCCACUGGAGGGUCUUCACACAAAUCCCAGCAUGGGGGAUCCAAUUUGUCCUACCAUGGAGGUUCCACCAUGACCCAGCAUGGAGGGUCACUCCUCUCCUGCCAUGGAGGCUCUCAUUUAUCCAACCAUGGAAGUUCUCAAAUGACUCACCAUAGAGGGUCACAUAUGUCCCUCUAUGGAGGCUCCCGAAUGUCCCACCAUGGAGGGUCUCAUAAGUCCAAUUUUGGAGGCUCAAACAUGUCUAACCUUGGAGGCUGCCAUAUGUCCAAACAUGGAAGUGCCCUUCAAGGCAGCUCUCAUUUAUCUGCUCAUGGAGGCUCCUAUCAUGGAGGCUCCAGUAAGACCUCUUGUGGCACUCACAGUGUUCAUGGUGGUUCAGGCAGUAAAGGGGUUUCCUUUUCUAAACAUGCUUCCAUCAGUCACGGGGGAUCACAUAGCAGCCAUUUUAGCAGCUCUGGAGGCCAUGGUGGUUGGAAGAAAAGUGGUCUGUUAAGCAUCAAUGAGAAAGAAACCAUGCAAUUUUUGAAUGAACGACUAUCUUCCUACCUAGAUAAAGUGACCUCUCUUGAACAGGAAAAUGCCCAGCUGGAGAGGAAGAUAUGUGAGUGGUAUGCAAACAAUGCACCCAGCUCAUUACCCGACUCAAGCCAGUAUCUCAGGAUAAUUUCUGAUCUCCAGAAUCAGAUCUCAAGUGCCACCAUGGAUAAUGCCAGGAUUCUUCUCCAAAUAGACAAUGCCAGACUGGCUGCCGAUGACUUCAAGAACAAGUUUGAAAUGGAACGUCAGCUAAGUAAUGGUACUGAGUCAGAUGCCAAUUGCUUGCGCAGAGUACUGGAAGGACUGAAUCGGGAGAGAAGUGAACUAGAAAUGGAAGUUCAAAACCUUCAGGAAGAACUUCAGCAGAUGAAGAGAAACCAUGAGGAGGAGGUGAACUGUCUCCGUGCACAGCUGGGAGCCAGAGUCAAUGUUGAGUUAAAUGCUGCCCCAUCAAUCGAUCUGAACAGGGCAUUAUCCGAAAUUCGAGACCAGUAUGAAAAUCUAAUGGAAAAUAACCUGAGAGAAACAGAAAACAUGUUCAUUCAGAGGAGUGAAGAACUGAACCGUCAGAUUGGGUCUGGGGCCGAGCAGCUGCAAUCUGUACAAACGGAGGUCAUUGAACUGAAGCGUAACCUGCAGACCCUGGAGAUUGAGCUACAGAGUCAGCUGAGCAUGACAUCAGCUCUGGAAUGCACCUUGGCAGAGACACAAGCAACCUAUGGAUCUCAGAUUGCCCAGUUGCAAAAUAUGAUCGACAGAGUAGAAUCUAAAUUGUCUCAAAUCCGAUCUGACCUGGAGCGACAGAACCAUGAGUACAAGAUCCUCAUGGACCAGAAAACCCAUUUGGAAAUGGAAAUUGCAACCUACAAGCGCCUUCUUGAAGGCCAUGUCAUUCAACAGGUCACAGCUUUAAAAAUAAUCCCCCUAUAUCAUCAACCAUAUGGCACAAGAACAGACAGAGGUCAUGACCCAUUAGAAGGAAACAGAAGGGAACACUAUAGAGUAUUGUCUAAAGCGUUACCUACAGCUGGCACUGACACAUUUAACAGAGGUGCAACUAUUAAACAUGAAGAGAAUUUUGAACUUGAAUAUUUUAAGAGAUUAAUGGGAAAACAAAGAAAAACAUCCUUUAAAUUUGAAAAAUGCAGAAGAAUGAAUGGCACGUCGCUACUCGGCCGAGGAGGCAUACACCAUUCUGGCAGUGAUAGUGAUACUCUGCAAGACAGUGACACUAUCACUGCCUCUGACAUUGAGACUAAGACUGACUCCUCUAGUGAUGGGGCCCCACCACCACCAACAAGAGGAUGCUCAGCAAGCCCAAUGCCAGCUGGAGACUGGGUGCCCCCAAACCUGAUGGCCCCAGAUAUUCCACCAUUUACGGCGACCCCUGGCAUCACUGUUAUGGUGGAUGCUUGGGAGCCCCUAAAAUAUUUUGAUUUGUUCAUGUCAGAGGAAGUAUUUCAGUUAUUGGUUGAGCAAACCAAUUUAUUUGCCAACCAAUAA